AUGUGUAGUGGAAAGGGAGAAACAUGGAGUGGGGAUGCCAUGGGGAUGGAAAAGCCGAAGAGCAGUGAGGCCAUGAGACGAGAGAUGGGGGAACGAGAAACAGGCGGGUCGACAAGACGAGGACAGGAUGAGCCAGAGCCAUGCCUCGGGCGCACCGUGGCGCGCAAACAGAAGAGCGGCGAGGAGGACGGGAUGCCGACGGAUGUAGCCCCGAAAUGCUUCGGAGGACCAACGCCCGGCAGCUUGGAUCAAGUCCGGGGGAGUCCCGCGCUCGGCGAGGGCUGUAGCACCGCCGGAGCGCAUGCUGUGACCGGCGACGUUGUCAGGGAACAAGGCUUGGAGGCGUCAGAGGAACCAGGAGCGCGUCGGGAGGGUGCCGUCGGCACGGAUCCACAGCUCCGCACGAAGCACGAACCGGCCGUCACGCAGGCCAAGGUAGUGAGCAAAGAGGGGGACCGCCUCCGGCAGCGCGAGGUCCUGGCUGACGAGGAUGCGACUGCAGUCGAAAAAGGGGUCAGCUUUAUGGGCAGGAAGCAGGAAACUGUACUGCUGGGUCCCAUCGCACAGCACAGUGGUGCGAAGGGCGAGUUUGCGGUGGCUACGCAGACGCACAGCAUCAGGCCAGACGAGCUCGCCGAGGCGCAUGAGCGCGACGUCGCCGACAAGGAGAGCAGGGCAGAGCGCACAUCGCCGGACGUCAACGCGCGUAUGGGACACGCAGAACAAGCCGCUAUGCAGCGCGCUUAG
This is a messenger RNA of Postia placenta MAD-698-R-SB12, 747 nucleotides long. RefSeq lists its product as hypothetical. NCBI's taxonomy places the organism in Eukaryota, Fungi, Basidiomycota, Agaricomycetes, Polyporales, Adustoporiaceae. The record is from RefSeq and is a predicted model, not a curated record. The coding region runs from base 1 to 747 and encodes 248 amino acids. The transcript is spliced from 2 exons.